AUGGAGGACGCGAUGCCGGCCGGCGGGUGGACGGACGCCGAGGCUACGGGCGCGGGCGCGUCGAGCAGGCCGGACGGCGCGGGCGACGCGCAGGCGUCGCAGUGCGACGGGCGACGGCUGCGAUUCUUCGACCAUGCGAUGCGCAAGGCGUGCUGGGAGAAGGCGGACGUCGUGCCGGGCCGACACCCCGACAGGUGGCGCGUGGACGCGGCGGGCAACACGGUGGGGCGGCGGUUCAACGCGUGCCAGGGGUGCCUGUGCUACGAGUUCGACCACAUCGUGCCCUUCUCCAAAGGUGGGGCGACCUCGGUGGAGAACUGUCAGCUGCUGCAGACGCGGGUGAACCGGUUCAAGUCAGACAAGGACCAGCUCUCACCGCAGGAGUACGCCCAUGCCUCCUGCCACCUCACCCUCACUGACAGGGAUCUAGACCUGGUGGAGAUGGCGGUGUACGGCGAUGUGGUGCGGCCGGGCCUGCAGUGCCGCGUCACCACGGUCGCUGAGGCCAUGGGCGUGCUGCCCCCUGCCGCGCGCCGCCGCCCCUCCAAGCCCCACCAGCAGUACGGCGCGUGCCACUGGCCCGGUGCUGCCAGUGAGGAGGCGCAGGGGAGCCUGCCCUGA
Molecule: messenger RNA, 621 nt
Organism: Closterium sp. Yama58-4
Lineage: Eukaryota; Viridiplantae; Streptophyta; Zygnematophyceae; Desmidiales; Closteriaceae
Source: the annotation of a GenBank genome assembly